Molecule: messenger RNA, 1010 nt
Organism: Cucurbitaria berberidis CBS 394.84
Lineage: Eukaryota; Fungi; Ascomycota; Dothideomycetes; Pleosporales; Cucurbitariaceae
Exons: 2
Coding region: 433-660 (75 amino acids)
Source: RefSeq, a predicted model, not a curated record
UGUUAUUGAGUUGGGGUUGAAGCGAGAGAAGAUUGGCGAUCUCAGCUGCGAGAUGAUUACACAUUGCCUACAGAGCUUUGCGCAGGCGAGUGGGACGACGCUGCAUGUUGACUGUAUUCGGGGCGAGAAUGAUCACCAUCGGGCAGAGAGUGCGUUCAAGGCACUUGCGGUGGCGAUUAGGCAGGCGACGACAGUAGUGAAGAAAUGGGAGGGUGAGGUGAGGAGUACAAAAGGUGUCUUGUACUGAAGAGUGGAUUUGGUAGUGACAGUCGCACUCAAGCUCUAUAAAUACAUACAAAUAAGAAGACCCUGGAGAUUGAGACAUCAUCCUUGCGAUUUGGCGUAGGCCACCGGAUCAACAACCGACUGCGGUAGUCUCGAGUAUAUCCCAUCCUUUUUAGGCCAAACCCUCGCUGCCUCAAGUGUACGAUCAUGCACGGCCACCCAAUCACACUUGUUAUACACCUCAUCCUGAAGAACCUUCUUUACCUCUUCCGCCCUUGCCUUUGUAAUCGAAUCCGUCAUGUCCUCCCUCGAAGGACCAAAGCCCCCCAACUCAAGAGCUACUCGCAUCAACACAUGGGCCCAGUAUUUGCCAUUUGGCUGCGCCAUAUUAGACUUCCAGGGAUAGCCGCAAAACUCUUCAGUGUCAUUGAGUAACUUUGGAAGGUCCACAAAGUCUUUGUACAGAUGGGCAUCAAAGGUAACAUGUCGAGGCAUCGUGGUUUGCGUGGACUGGCUAUAUAAUAGGAUGCCGGUGUAAGUGGUGCUCGAAUUUUCCCUUGGGAUAGUGAGUAUUCAAGAUCUGUGAGAGCUCGCAGAAGAAGAGGGUAGUUCUUUAGGAGUUUUAUAGUCCUCAAUGACUCGAAUAUUGACUGUGAGGGUGUGACUAUCAUGUGUGUUCUAGGACUCAUCGCGUAUCAUGUGGCCGAGGUGUGCGUUUUAUCAGCCUAGAUGGGAUAGAUAUAUUUCCCAGUAUUCCUAAAGAAAAACUAUCAUUUGACCCUCCC